UGUGACAGAUAUUGGCUGGACAGUCGUCUUCAGUGGAAAACAAAAUAUACGCAGAGUGACGCAAAUUAACGUGAGUCGGUAAAUUACGGUAGUAUAAAUAUUGCCUGUAGUUCAUAUUUUGUCUGCAUUCAAAGACUGGUCGUCUGUGGUAAACAAAGGAAUUUAGUCAUCUGACCGAGACAGAUUCAUAACGGAAUACAUGUCUAAAAUGGAUCGGAUAUUAUUAUAUGCUAUUGCAGCAUUGUACCUAGCCAAUUUUUCAAAUGGUAUAACUUGUUGGAUAUGUCACCAAGCAAGAAGUAAUAGAGACUGUAUCAUUCGAGGGCACGCUAAAAGAUGUAAUGCCUACGAGGGCUGCGAAAACGAAAUUCGGUAUUCCAACAACAGGAUCAGUGUAACAAAAAGAUGUAAGCAAAUGAGAGCAUGUAGCAACGAUCAAAUGCAGAAUUCAAUGUUGUCAAACAACAGAUACAACUGUGCUGCUGAUAAAAGAAAUUCAGUUUGUAGAUGCUGUUGCAACGGCGAUAACUGCAACAAAGAUCAGUUAUCUUGUCUCGAGCAAGGUUUGCCGCAAUGUCGAGUUUUAUAUCUUCCUAAUGGUUACACUAAAUGUUUUGGAUCUAAAAGUGGAGUAUCUCUAGGCACCACGUGUCGUUUCAGCUGCAAAGCAGGGUAUGAACGAAUAGGAGCAUAUGCAGUAACAUGUAAUAGACGAGCAACAAUGGCAGAAUGGUCUGAACAAAUUCCCAUAUGUCGGAAACGUCCGGCCUGUAUCAGAAUAUUUGAUCACAAUCUUUCAAACGGAUUUGUCAGAUGUAAUGGCGCUUUCGGCCUUGCUACUUUGGGAACCACGUGUGUAUACAGAUGCAACCCACGUUACUUCAUGGUGAACGCUGAAAAACGGAAAACGGUUAGAAAUUUUCAGAGGACCGUUUGCACGAUGGAAAAAUCUACUUUGAUUCCAGUAUGGAGCCAAAAACCACCAAACUGCAUUGAAGAAAUGUGCCCACCAGUAAAUCGCUUCGAUUAUGGUGUCUCAUCAUGCUCUGAUUUUAACAAACUGGGCUCAGUCUGCAAUUUCAGAUGUUAUGCUGGAUACGAUUUGGUUGGCGAAGAAUCGAUCAAAUGUAUACAAACAUCUGGAGUAAAAAACUGGAAUUCACCUGUACCAAUCUGCAGACCAAAACCUUGCCCGUUGGACACAUUCGCACGACCCCUAUUACAGUCCGAGUGCACAGACUUGAAUCGAUAUGGAAGCGUGUGUUCAGUAUCAUGUAAAAAAGGUUUUUACAUGGCUGACCCGAGAACAAAUACACCAGUAGACGCAUAUACACCAGCAUGUGUAUUGGACGACAAAGGUGGAGUGUCAUGGUCAAUAGGCCCUCCAAAAUGUCACCCCAAAAAGUGUACUCGUGUGAGAAAACCAAAAUAUGGUGAAGUGAAAUGUACAGCCAAAACGGAUUAUAUGUCACGUUGUUCAUUCGAUUGCACGUCUUUGGUACAUGAAAUAUCAGGGGAGAAACAUAUUGUAUGUACUGAUGACGGAAGAACUGGAAAUCCAAGCGGUGUAUGGAGUUCAGAUAACCCUACAUGCGAAUUGAAGAGUUGUCCACCCAUAGACGCUGACGCUACUGAUGUCAAAUGCAACAAAGGAUAUGUUUACAAAAGCACUUGCACUUUCUCGUGCAAAAAGGGUUACUUUAUGAUAGCAGCGGAUGGAAUCACCAUAACAAAGUCCAAGAAAGCGACAAAAACAACGUGUAAAUUGAUAGAACGUGACGUUGCAUGGUCAAGUGAGCCACCAAAGUGUGAACAAAAACGAUGCCCUGAUAUAACACAACCAGAUUAUGGCACAAUGACUUGCACCGAGCCCUUUAAAUUAAAUUCCAAAUGUUCUUUUACGUGUAAUGAUGGAUUUGAAAUGGCUGGAAAAUCGACUGUGGAAUGUCGCGAUUGGAAGAAAAACAAAAUUAUCGGUAAAUGGACUGCGCCAACGCCAAUAUGUAAAAGAAGAUCUUGUGCGACACUUCACUAUGACGAACAUACUAGCAGUCUGACAUGCUCAAACGAUGUCAAAUAUGAAAGCGCUUGCAGCUUGCGUUGCAAUGAAGGAUAUUAUAUGAGAAAAUCGCCCGUGGAAGAGGUGAUAGAGCGCACAAAAACAACAUGUUUGUUUUCGGAGGGCGGAAUGACCUGGAGUGCACGAAUGCCUGCAUGCCAGCCAAAAACUUGUAAUCCAAUAAGGCCUAUUUUGAACGGGACAAUGAAAUGUUCUGAAGAAUUGAUUUACGGUGCAAAAUGCCAGUUUUCUUGUUCAAGAGGGUAUGAUUUGGUUGGCGAAAAGACAGUAUUCUGUCAAGACGAUGGACGCUCUUCUCCUGACGGUGUCUGGAGUGCUUCAACGCCAACUUGUGAACCAAGAAAAUGUUCGUUAUUAGAUGUUCACUCGAUUAAAAUGACAGCACAUUGCGACAAAGGAAAUGAAUACACAAGUCAAUGCAAUCUUAACUGUUUACCAAAACAUUUCAUAAAAUUGCGGGACAAGAGUGUAAUGCAUGCUUUAAAUAUCAGUUGCAAUUUACAACCAAAUGAUGAUCUAAUCUGGGAACCGGAACUUCGAAUAUGUGAACCGAUAUCGUGCCCUAUGAUAAAUGAUCCUGAAAUGUACACAAGUUGUUCAAACGGAAAUAAAACCGGAUCCCACUGUGUUUUCUCGUGUCCUAUUGGAUACGAUUUAAUAGGAAACGCUACAAAUAAAUGCCUACCAAUUGGAAAAUUUGAUGCAGCUUGGAAGCAUUCGAUUCCGUAUUGCAAAGUUCGAACAUGUCUCACUCUAGUCGAUGAAGAAGAUUUGAAUAUGACUUGUACAAGAGAUUCUGAUUAUAAAAGUAUUUGCUCCUUUAUGUGUCAUCAAGGAUUAGGGUUGUUUAUGACAUCAGCUCAUGGAAACAAAAUUAUCGACACAGGAGUGUCUAAACUGAGAUGCGAUAUCAACAAAAGAGGAAAAAUGUAUUGGACCGGCGAAUUACCAAAAUGUCACAUUAAAUAUUGUUUAGUUAAAAGAAAUCCGAAAAACGGAAGAGUAAAAUGCUCCAACGGUAGCAAAUAUCAAUCUCGAUGUAGGUAUACUUGUAAUCGAGGAUACAAAAGAGUUGGCGCAAGCGGUAUAACUUGUGACGAAGGAAAACCUCAUUCUCCACAGGGUGCGUGGAGUAAAAAAGCUCCCACAUGUAAAAAAAUGGCAGGAUGAUUUCCAGGUCAUCAGUUACCAAGCAAAGGCAACAACUGUUGAAACAUUGAACCAGUGGCGCAACACGGGCGGCACCGGAUGUACUUACACAACUCGAAUUUUAAAUUAUUUUUGACAUAUGCCAGAUGGCAGUCUAAUAAUAGCAACUACAAUUUCUAAUUUUUAAAAUUUAUUGUGAACUUCUUUAUUAAGCGCCUUACUUGCGUAUCUUGCAAGAACGAAUGAUAAAUUUUUCUUAAACUGUCGGUUCCACACCCAAUCAAAACUCCUGGUUGCGUCACUGAGCAAUUGCAUAAAAAUGACAAAACCUUUAAAUUUUAACACCUUGGUUAAAUUUUUGGUUCAAGAUAUUCCAAAGUCGAAAAAAUGACAACUUUUUGUCAUAGUAUGUUGUUUACAAGAUUUGACGAUACAUUUUUAGUAAUGAGUAAAUUGUGUUUCUCUCGACCAUUACACUGAUAUGUUAUUUUUCUUUUAUCUUAUUUCAUAAAAUGAUUGCAAUUUAUUUCUCUUUUAUUUAACAUUGUAAAUUAUGUAAUACAAUCUCUUUUAAAUUUAUAAACCGUUUAUUGCUCACAUGACAUCAGGCAGGGAUCAAUAAUAUCAUCUAUAUCUAAUUGUCUCAGCGAUUCAAUGACAGUUGGUUGCAACUAUUAUUGUAACA
This is a messenger RNA of Styela clava, 3914 nucleotides long. RefSeq names its product sushi, von Willebrand factor type A, EGF and pentraxin domain-containing protein 1-like. The record is from RefSeq and is a predicted model, not a curated record. NCBI's taxonomy places the organism in Eukaryota, Metazoa, Chordata, Ascidiacea, Stolidobranchia, Styelidae.